Molecule: messenger RNA, 435 nt
Organism: Aspergillus tanneri
Lineage: Eukaryota; Fungi; Ascomycota; Eurotiomycetes; Eurotiales; Aspergillaceae
Exons: 3
Coding region: 1-435 (144 amino acids)
Molecular function (GO): monooxygenase activity; heme binding; oxidoreductase activity, acting on paired donors, with incorporation or reduction of molecular oxygen
Source: RefSeq, a predicted model, not a curated record
AUGAGAAAUCCCGUUCAAGCGGAUAUCAUCUACCGUGAGAUCCAGGAGCAGGGAGUGGACGCGACACCUGCCGGCCGAGAUCGUCUACCCCGAUGCCAGAAUCUAGAGGGAGCUAUAUUUGAGUCACUGCGCCUCUAUCCUUCUCUUCCGACAGGAGGGAAUCGAAAGACCCCUGCUAACAAGGGGAUCACUGUUGCCGGGGUCUUUAUCCCUUCCGACACCACCGUGGUGGCUCCUCGCUUCUGCAGUUCCCGACGGGAGGACUGUCUUGCAAAGCCGAAUAAAUUUGUCCCCGAACGAUGGACUACGCAGCCUGAAAAGGUGCGCAAUCGGUCGGCCUUUACACCUUUUGGGAUUGGACGGGCCUUGUCAAUGAACGACAUGAUGCUCCGCACACAUUAUCGGAAAAUAUCGUAUAAAUUUUCCGGCCGGUGA